Messenger RNA from Mycena indigotica, 1452 nucleotides. Its product is annotated as F-box domain-containing protein. Lineage: Eukaryota; Fungi; Basidiomycota; Agaricomycetes; Agaricales; Mycenaceae. The coding region runs from base 10 to 1452 and encodes 480 amino acids. The record is from RefSeq and is a predicted model, not a curated record. The transcript has 2 exons.
CUAACCACGAUGAAGGCGCUCACGCAAAAGCUGUGUAAUUUGCUCUCCACCGCACCAUCCACUACGGUGCGUUUGCGGUGGAAGAACGAGCAUGAAGCUUUCGGGAGCUUUGUGGCCUUCCUCGACAAGGAAGAUGACGGCGACGACGAGCCGAUACUUUCCAGACAAGGACACAGUCAGUCCCAAGCCUAUAUCAGCGCUCUGCCGACAGAACUUCUCGGCCACAUCUUCAUAGAGGUCUGCCGCGCCAUGGUCCCGAAUGUCCUCGCCUUCGACCCGUCGCACGGGUAUUUCGGCCCGCAUUUCUGGAACUUUCAAUGCAGCUACGUGUGCGUCCACUGGCGUCAAGUGGCCCUCAGUACCCCACAGCUCUGGGCCUUCAUUGACUUUUCGACUCCGAGACGAACCAAGCUUUGCUUUCGCCGUGCGAAGGCAACUCCGCUUGUCAUAGCUUGCCGCAUUCUACCGUAUUUGGUGCCGCGGAAACGUCGCCACGCGAAGGCGGCGCUUGAGGGCCGUCUUUGGCUGGUGCUCGAGCGCGGGAGGAAGCAGGUCAAGGAAAUUCGUCUCCGUGGCUCCUGGAUUCAUACAUACGUUUCGUAUACUUUGCGGCAUCGCUCGGGCUUCCCGCUCCUCACCGAGAUGGUCCUCGAUAUUCAGAUGGACAACACCUAUGCAUCUAAGACACAAUUCCCGCCGCAAUCGCCUCCAACAAACCCGCUCUUACACACGCUCGAUACUGGAGGGAAUGUGGGCGACAUCGCUCAGUUUGGACAGACUUUGUGCGCGCUUCGCAUUGCGUGGGACCCCAAUGCCGAAGGCGAUCUGCUGCACGUCCUUUCCGCCUGCAGCCGCCUGCAAACGCUGACCGUCCACGCAUCCUCGCGCCAUCAAUCGCCGCCCCUCCGCAUCCCCGCCAGACCGACACUCCUCCCUUGUCUUCUUUCGAUUGACAUCACAGAGGACGGGUUGGCCCCGUCUGCCGCUAUGCUACUUUUGAAUAACAUCUCCCUCCCGCGGCUAGCCUCCUGUCGUGUCAAAUUUCGGGACAAUCCGCCAGACGCCGAACACAUCAGGAGCAUUCUCGCCACCCACUUCCAUGAUGCGGCUCCCACAGCCCAGACCAUAAUUGCGGAUCCCGACGCGCAGUACACCCUCCGGUUCUCCCUCGCGUUCCGCUUCUGUGCGAGUCUGGAUCCGGCUCUGGCCGGGCCCCGCGAACUAGCGCUCUCGUGGGUUCGUGAGUCCCGUCCGAGUCGUGACCCCACCGCGCAGGUCGCGUUCGCCGCCGCGUGGAGCGCCGUUGACACGCUCUCCCUUUCCCUGGGCGCCGAGGACCAUAUGGCGGAAGGUCCUCGACCCUGGGUCCAUGCCAAGUUUGCGGCAGUUGACGAUUGUGUUGCGCACAGAGGCAUUGGAUAUGGGAACAGAGGACUGGGCGCGACUGCUUGA